Molecule: messenger RNA, 4383 nt
Organism: Blepharisma stoltei
Lineage: Eukaryota; Ciliophora; Heterotrichea; Heterotrichida; Blepharismidae
Source: the annotation of a GenBank genome assembly
AUGGAGGAAUCUGUAAUUCAGGCUCUUUCAGUGAGUUUAUCAUUUGAUAAUGAAGCUAGAAAGAAGGCUGAGGAGCAUUUGUCUUCACUAAAAACCUCUCCAGGAUUAAUCCCUAUCCUGGUAAAAAUUUCUUUCAGUGAUUUGCUAAUCGAGGUCAGGCAGCUUGCAGUCAUUUACCUUAAAAACCUCACAAAAGUUUGGAAAGAUUCAAAGAGGGAAUUUCCAUUGCCAGUCGAGGACAAAAACUACUUAAAAGCUAAUAUAAUUUAUUGUCUAAGAUUUUCGACUAAAGAAAAACUUACUUUUCGUUAUUAAAAAAAAUUAUAUUUAAAAAUAAAAUUUUUCACAAUAGAAUUUUCUAUCGAAAAAGUUAGAUCGCAAUUUGAAGAAAUCGCGUUCAACAUAUGUAAGGCUGAAUUUCCAUGGGAUGAAAUAUUAGUUCAAAUAGACGCUGAGCUACAAUCUAAUGAAUACAACAGGAUUUUUUCUGGAAUUAAUAUGAUUCAUCAAAUCUCUAGAGUCUUUGAAUUCGUGAUGAACGAAAAAAGAAAAGACUUAAAAUCUUUAGUGUCAAGGUAUUUUCCAGUACUCGAUGCAAUCUUGAACACCAUCAUUUUUGAAAAAAUCGCCAAAAAUGAUACUGUUUUGCCUCCAGAACUUCUGAGCUUCUGUGAGCAAAAUUUAUCAAAUCCUUCCCAGAGCUUUUUCUGGAGCUGCGUUAUAUUGAUUUUGCAAGUUUAUUGAGAGUGUUUUUAUAUAGAACUCUCUGAUGAUCAAUAUAUCCCUGCUGCGCUAGACAGCUGACUGACUAAAUUUAAAGCAAUUUUAGAAAUCGACCUAGGAGAAUUAGAAAAUCCUAUAUCAGAUGAGCAUCAAAUUCACAGUACCGAGUCUUUAUCUCCAUGGAUUUCUAAAAGAUGGGCGGCACAGAUUGUCCAUAGGACUUUUAAUCGAUAUUUUAACCUUGCCCACCUAAAUGGAAACUCAAAACUUAUGGGAGAAAAUUUCCAAAGUAAAUGGGCUUUGCCAUUUUUUGAGAUCAUUUUAGCAGCGAUUUUUAAAAGAGCUACCAAUUUUGUGCCUAACUUGGUCGCGAAUUAUUAUAUUAAAUAUAUUGCUCAGGCUGUGAAAUUUCCACUUACUUGUGAACUGCUUAAAUCCAAACUUAUAAAUUUUACUAUAAAUCAAACAGCAUAAUUUAUAUAAUUUUUUUUUUUUUUAUAGGAUAAAGUCUAGGGAAUGCUAAUUUUUUAUAAAAAAAUAUUGCAAUAAAGCAUACAAAUUCCAAUCAAUUAGUAAUUCAUGCAUUAGUAACUGAUAUAAUUGUCCCUUCUCUAUAUAGAGUUAAAAGUGAUGAAGAACUGUGGAUUGAAAAUCCUAUUGAAUUUAUUAGAAAAGAAAAUGAUUUAUGCAAAGCGUUUUAUUCUGCAAAAAGCUCAGCGAUUGAGCUACUAGUGAAUUUAGCACAAAAAGGGUAUUUAAUACAAUUUUUAGACUAUGCACUUAGAGAGCUGCAAAUAGGGCCAGAUUUAAUUAAAAAAGAAGCGAUUAUGCUUGCUGUUGGCUCUUUACAUGAACUAAUAAAAUCAAAUGAUGCACUAGCUAGUAGCAUUCAGAAUAUUUUGCAUAGCUUUAUUGUGCAAGAGUUUGACAGCCCGAUCGGUUUUUUGCGAUCAAGAACUUGCUGACUGUAUGGGCAGCUAGCUAAAUGCCCAUUCACUGAUAAAGACCAUCAGAAAUUUGUGCUUCAAAAAAUAUGCUCUUUGAUGCAAGACCCAGAAUUACCCGUCAAAAUUGAAGCUGCAACAGCUUUACCCAAAAUUUUAUACUAAAAAAUCCUAAUUUUAACAUUAAAAAAAUUGACUUUUUAUUAAAAUAAAAAAAAUAAUUCAUUAUCAUUUAUCCAAAACCCACCAAUUAUUCAUAUAUAUCUAUCAUAAUUUGGGACGUUUCUAAAGAAAGUAUCAGCAGCGAAAUCAAUGCAUUACUCCACAUAUACAAAAACAUCAUGAACGAAAUAGACUCAGAAGAGCUAAUUGACGCUCUAGAAAACAUAGUUAGCCAAUUUUCGACUGAUAUAAUACCAUAUGCUAUAGAACUUGUUGAACAUUUAUCUCAAGCUUUUAUGAGGAUUGCUGAGAAGGUCGAAAACCAAGAAGAUUUAGAAAUUUCUUUAGCUGGGUCUUCUAUACUUAAUACUAUAUUGAAGAUUAUUGAUGUGCUUGAAGAUAAACCUGAAGAUUUAUUGAAAACUUCUCUGUUUAUGAACCCCAUUUUUGAUUUUUGUUUUAGCUCAAAAGGAAGUGACUGCUUUGAAGAGGCUUUACAUAUACUUAAUAGUUUGUUGUAUUUGGCGCCUCCAGAAAGUUUGGGACAUUUGUGCAAUUAUCAUAUGCUGUUGAAAGUGUCGAUUAUGGGAGAUGGAAAUAUUAAACCGUAUGGAUUGGAGUAUAUUGAUGAAAUGUUUUCGGUAUUUGGAAAUUAUCCUGGGCAGGCUAAAUAACGAUGACCCCCCCUCAAUCUUCAUGUCUAUUGCAACAAAAAUUUUUCGAAAAAAAUUUUCAUGCCUACUGCAACACAACAUUUUUAUAAAAAAAAAUUAAUGCAUUUUUCUCUAGGAGAGUUUCUCAAAACCCCAUAAAACAGCGCUGCUGUAGGCGUGUCAAUGACCUUCUCAUCGAGAUUUGGACGGCUAUUGUCAUUGCUCGCCGUUUUAUUAAACUUAUCUAGCUAAAAAGUACAGAAAAAUUUAAGAUACGCAUCUAGAAUUUGCUGCAAGAAGAUUAGGAUGAUUACAGACAGGCGCUAGCCAUAUUGGUGACACAGUCACCAAAGACCUCCCGUGCAGAAGGUUCUACCGCUCUUCGAUUCCAGCCCAGAGGGUCUAUUCCUCUUACUAGUGCCCUUCCGGUACCUUCUGUCUCCUCCUUGCUUGCGGCUUCAGUCUUGAGUGGGCGGCUUAUGGAUUUCUGCGUCCCUGCUACGGGCAAUUUGAGUAACUUGAUUCCAAGGAUCAGCUCCUUAGAGUCUAUCGGGUGUCAAAGUACCUUCCUUCUGCAGCUACACGAAAAAGACUGUUCCCCUGUGGCCUGGGCAAAAACCCCAGUUUCUCGGUAGAGGAAUGCCCAUGGGUCCUCGGAUCAAAAGGACGUUUUUGAGCGCAUCUAUUUCCAACCACAGGAAAGCAGCCAAAACCUGCCCGGAUAUACACUUCUUGAGCCUGCGUCUGAUUCUCGGCUCGGGGUCUGUCCCAGUUCGCAUUGGCAGGCUGACACGUGUCGCCAUUUUAAUAUAUAUAAUUUGUUGCAAGAGACAUGAAAAUUAUUAUUUUUUUUAUAUAAAAUUUUAUAUUAAAAAAAUUGCAUUUUUGUUGCAAUAGACAUGAAGAUUGAGGGGGGGGGUCAUCGUUAGUUAAAAAAUUAUUUCUAUAAAUGAGAUUUUUUAAUUAUAAAAAUAUUUUACUACAAAAUAGUAUACAUAGCAAAAUAUAGCCAAGCUAUAGCGAAUUUACAAGUUUUCUUUGAUAUUGCUACCUUUCUGAUAGUAAAAGAUGAGGAGGAAGACAUUAUCAUGGGCUGCAAAAUUUUCAUAUCAUUAAUGGAAAACAGGAAAGGGCUUAUUGACAGUGCACUGCCUACAAUAAUUCAGAUGAUUUAUAAAUGUACACAAGACUCGUCUAAAAAAGUAAAAGUAAUAGGAUGUGAAAGUAUAUGUGUAGCUAUGUGGAAUAAUGCCAUUGUAACUUUACAAGCUUUGCAGCAGCUAAACGUCUUAAAUGAUCUUUUUAAGCUUGCUUUUGAAAGCGUAAAUCAAUAUAAAGAGCCUAUGUCAAAAACUCAUGUAAUCUGUGGAAUUUGCUCAUUGUUCUUAAUCCUUAUUAAGUCCUAUAUUUAUUUUUUUAAUUUUUUUAAAAAUAGCAUUAAGGGAUUUCCCAAAAAAAUUUUUUCUUAGUUAGUAACUGAACAACUCCCACCAAUAAUUUUCUCAAAUUUAUCAUUAAUUUUCAAAAAAUUGAUAUCCCUAUGGAAAGGAAUAGAAAACAAUUAUAAUGAAGACAUAAAGGCAGAAGCCAAAGAAUUCAAUGAAUGCGGAACUUUUGUAGACUCGGAAAAGUUUGAAGCUGAGUAUAUGAAAUUAAUAACAGAUUUACGAAAUGUUAGGCAGCAAGAAGAAAGUGACGAAAGUGAUGAUGAGGACUAUGGAAUUAAUACAGGGCCAGAAGAUAUGUAUGAUUCGCCGUUUGAAAUGAUGGACAUUGAGAAGUUUAUUAAGAGCUCAUUAGAAGAUUUGUCAAGAAAAAACCCAAGCUUGUAUGGAAGCAUAAUGGGAAGUUUGAAUGAAGAGGAAUUGGGAAUGUUGAAUGAAUUAAAUAGCAGUAGUUAA